AUGGCCAGUAGCGGGCUCCGGGUACCCUUCUUUCCCAAGGCAGAUGCGGCUGUUUUGACGUCCAAACAUGCACUUCCGCUGACCCGUCCGAAAACCGUUGGGCCCAUCUUUGAUCCCGAUAAUAUCGAUCAGCCGAUUGGGCCAUGGGCUUGGAAUGCCGCGACAGCCUUCUAUCCCAAGACAGAGCCUUAUGCACCCGCAUCUAUCCCGGAACAGCCGACUGGCUCUACUACUCCAUAUCUGCGUGCUUUCCUAGCCGAGAACGAGAGACUGAGAUUGUCGAUGCUUUGGUACUAUACCCGCGAUAUUCUGAAAGAAGAGGAAUUUCUCUCGGGGCUCCAAGAGAAAGCAUAUCUGGCCCAGGAAUCCACCGGCUGGGAGUUUGCCGUCAUUGGCAUUCUUGAUGUAAAUGUUUAUAUUCGGUUGGCUACAGUUGGGCUUCAGCUAGGCAUCCUUCCGCGCGGUGAAACUAUCUGCGCCCAUACGGUUACUCAACCUCCUGGUAGUGUCUUUCUAUUACCGAAUAUGAUGGAAGACUGGAGGUUCCAAAAAUCACCAUACCUUGAACUUGGUGGGCUUCGAGCCUACGCUGGCGCACCACUUCGCUUACAAAAUGAAUUCGGAGAGUGUGUUGGUCUUGGAUCACUCUGUGUCGCCUCAAGUACUAGUGAAGAGCCUUUGACCAAAACACAGCAACAGGCGCUGGUCCGCCUGGCUGACUGGGUCGUCUCUGAUCUCGUUCAAUGCGCAAGAGCGAGACGCCAGCGAGAACGCCGCCAAAUGUCCGAACUCAUCUCUAUAGCGCAAAAGGAAACAGACGAUACAGUCUCUGAAGAGCCGGUCCUCAGGAUACUGAAAGCCACGUACCCCGAUGCGAAAGUCAGCCUCCAAUCAGCCAAGGCAACCCAUCUCGAGGUUGAAGGACGAGAACCGGUACCAAUCUCUGACUUUGCGGACGACAUUUGGGAAGAUAUCGACUAUCUCGAUGACUUUAUUUCGAACUCAAACCAUCUUGAGCUUCCGUCUAAUAGGACAGUGCGCAUCAUUACCGCGCCAUGCGAGAGCGUCUCGGGAUCAUCAUUGCUCGUUGUGGAAGCGAAAGACUUUCACCACGUGUUUGACGAUGUAGAUUCCUGGUUUGUUCAGACUUGUGCUGGCAUGUUCUCCCAGUUGUGGCGCAAGCGCCUUCUGAUAGAAGCCAUGAAGGCAAAGGAGAAGUUCCUCCGGGGGUUUUCCCAUCAACUCCGUACUCCCAUUCACGGUAUUCUUGGCUCUGUGGAGCUCCUGGCCGAGGAAUUGCAGUCGCGAAACUUGGGCGAAUUCGUCCUCCCAAUGAUGGAGGGAAAGUCGGCGGACUCGCGCGAGCCCUCCAUGUACCUCAACUUAAUCAAGAUGGCGGGCCGCGAUCUAACUGCAAUCGUCAACAACAUGAUCACUUUGAACAGAUGGUCCGAUAUCGCAAUUCAAGAUCGGAAACACGCUAUGCAUACCUUUAAAGAGCUCGAGACGGAGAUAGGAAAUGAGUUACUCAAACUAACGUCGGGUGACACACGCUACAAGACAUCUAUUUUCUUUACUCACAACUUUCCGCCCGUUUGUGAGAGCUUCCAGACCGACCUCGAUGUGCUCCGAGACAGUCUACUUCCACUUGUCAUCAACGCGAUUCAACAUACGCCACGAGGCAUUGUUUCAAUAAUCGCAUCGAUAAAUCUAGAUCGCAAUCAACUUAUCUUCGAUGUGAAAGAUACCGGCCAAGGUAUCCACCCCGAUCAUCAAGAACGCAUCUUUGAACCCUACGAAAAGGUUGACGUGCACUCGGCGGGCGCUGGCUUGGGCCUCACACUCGCUGUUAAAUUUGCGACAUUACUUCACGGAUCCGUCGACCUAAUCUCGUCAGAUAUCGACUGCGGUUCUCAUUUCAGGGCCAUAUUCCGAGAAGUCGAAUGUGUUUGCUUACCCCAACCCUUACAGCCAUUGGCGUCAAAUCUCAAUGGCUUGCCUUCACAAUUCUUCAACCUGGCAACCGGCUUUGAGGGUGAAUCAUUAUGCGACCACUUUUCCACUUUCCUCUGCCGCAAUGGCUUUACUCCCUCUGACGACAUUACAACAUCCCUUGUCGUUCUUGAUGUUGUGCCCGACUUAGAACAACAUCGCACACAUCUGUCUCAAAUCCCAACUGAGCAAGUCGCCAUCUGUCUUGUCCCAUCUUCAGAAGCGGUACCAGCUCUCGAAGAGACUACAGAUAAUGUCAUCUACGCCAACGGCCCCUUCACGACCAGCUACAUGAGCUCCGUACUUGAAGAAGCACAAACCCUGCUUUUAAAGAUUAAAGCCUCCAGGCUACGUCUACAGCAAUCCAAUACCGACUUAAUCCCACCGACGAGUAUAAAUGAAGCGCCGAACCCAGACAAAGCUUCCUCGUCUCAACCACUCACAAUCAAUUCAGUCUCGGACACCAACAUGUCACUCACCUCCCAACCAGACACAGCAGCUUCUGUCGAAUUAACAGUAGCAACACCGAGAAUCCCCAUCCUCACACCAUAUUUCAACUCCACAGCUCUAAUCGUCGAUGAUAACGUCGUCAACCUGCACAUCAUGGAAAUGUAUUGUCGUAAACGCGGCAUACAAUCCUACUCUGCAACAGAUGGCCUGCAAGCCAUCAAAAUCUUCUCCCAGCGACAAGCAUCAGCCGCCUCUGGCGACGGCACUGCGAUCGAGCUAGUUUUCAUGGACCUGCAAAUGCCAGUCUGCGAUGGUAUUGAAGCCACGCAACAGAUUCGGUCCCUGGAGAAACGGAAUAAGUGGCGCAGAAGUUUGUUUUUUGUCAUGACGGGGCAGGAUAGUCCGUCGGAUAGAAUUGCUGCAAAUGAUGCUGGAGUGGAUGAGUACUUUGUUAAGCCUGUUGUUAUUAAACAACUGGAUCGGGUUAUUAAGAGCUACUUCCCUGCCUUUGAAGCGCGCUAG
Messenger RNA from Penicillium atrosanguineum, 2964 nucleotides. Its product is annotated as hybrid sensor histidine kinase/response regulator. Gene Ontology annotation, biological process: phosphorelay signal transduction system; protein autophosphorylation. The transcript has 2 exons. The coding region runs from base 1 to 2964 and encodes 987 amino acids. Gene Ontology annotation, molecular function: phosphorelay sensor kinase activity; histidine phosphotransfer kinase activity. Lineage: Eukaryota; Fungi; Ascomycota; Eurotiomycetes; Eurotiales; Aspergillaceae. The record is from RefSeq and is a predicted model, not a curated record.